Eleginops maclovinus (Patagonian blennie) is the source of this 5020-nucleotide messenger RNA. It is a transcript of the gene slc16a4, whose product is annotated as solute carrier family 16 member 4. Gene Ontology annotation, molecular function: monocarboxylic acid transmembrane transporter activity. Gene Ontology annotation, cellular component: plasma membrane. Lineage: Eukaryota; Metazoa; Chordata; Actinopteri; Perciformes; Eleginopidae. The record is from RefSeq and is a predicted model, not a curated record. Gene Ontology annotation, biological process: transmembrane transport; monocarboxylic acid transport.
GUGAGAUGCAACUCAGAAGGACACGCUCAUAGAGGCAAAGUUAUGGCACGGUCAUCCCCGGACAAACAGGUCCCGCAGCAAUUUCUCUCUGCCAAAAAGUACUUUACCGGUGACGCGCACGCCUUUCUAGGACGCACAAACCCGGAGCGAGAAAACCAAAAAUUACGCUUGAAAUUAAACUAAUUGAACAUAGCGGCAGAAGCUGGUCGAGGACUGAAGGAUAUUUCAGGGCAACAGGCCUGCAAAGUGAAGAUAACAACUAGCUCACAGCUACACACGGUGUAAAGCUAAUCUUGAUGCAGUCAUAGUUAUAAUUGCCCUUCAACCAACCAGAAUGCCAUUUGGAGAACCGGAUUUCUGAGUUUAUUCUUCAGUCCCAGGGCCCUCAGGUGUCACACCAAACCAGCAUUCACAGUGAAACCAAGGUAACCAUGAACCUGUUUAAGAAGGAUGCCAUGACCACGAAGAAGGAGAAGGAAAUAGAUAUCCAGUAUGAGGAUCCUCCAGAUGGGGGUUGGGGCUGGAUGGUGGUGCUGCAUUGCUUCCUGGUAAAUAUCCUCGUAAUGGGAACACUGAAGAGUUUUGGGAUCUUCUUUGUGGCUUUCCAAGAUGAUUUUGGAGGCUCAUCUGAGAGCAUCAGCUGGAUUGGUUCCAUCAUGUCCAGUUUGCGUCUGUCUGGAGCACCCCUUGCCUCUGUGGCCUGUGCCAAGCUAGGAACCAGGGCGACCUCCAUCGCCGGGGCAGUGCUGGUUAGUGGAGGCUUCAUCAUGAGUAUUUUCGCCAACAGCGUGGUGUACCUCUACAUCAGCAUGGGAGUGAUAGUUGGAAUUGGUUUUGCACUACUAUACCAAGCCUUCUCUGUGGUCACAGCGAUGUACUUCCGAAAGAGGUUAGCGACAGCUUAUGCAAUUGGGCGUUCUGGGAUGGGUUUGACCUUUGCCCUUGCUCCCUUCACUCAGCUGCUCCUGGACAAGUAUGCUUGGCAAGGCGCAAUGCUGAUUCUUGGCGGUCUCAUGCUGAAUCUGGUGGCUACUGGGAUGCUUCUGCGACCAAUCAAUGUGAAGCCUUCCGUGUCCAGCCCUACCUCUUCUCCCAUUCAAAAGAGCCCGGCUGUUUCGCUCAAGAGCUCCUCAGAGAAGGAAUACACUAAGAGUUGUUUGAAUGGCUCCUCUCACUUAUCCAAUGGCAUCUCCAAAGCAGACUCAACCCCGUCCCCUCCUCCCCCUCACAGGGACACUGAGAACCCGGGGGUCCAGUGUACUCCGGGGCUUCCUGACCAGUCAGCAAACCCUGAACUGACCAGACUGGUCCUUAAUGGUGUAAAUGGCCGUGAGUCCAACAAUGACUUGUGUCAGUGUAAGCCCACAACACCAGACAACUCAGCGGAGGUCAAUGGCAGCAUGAAUGGGUCCACCAUUGUUGGACUGACGUCGCAUGCCAGCACACCGAGUGAGGUGGCCGUCACAAAAGCCAAAGUUUUGGACUUCUCCCUGCUGAAGGACCCAUUUUUUUGUAUCUAUACUUGGUCCUUGGUCUUCAGCCAGCUGGCCUACUUCAUCCCCUUUCACCUAUCUGCCAGAGCCAGAACCCUGGGCAUCGGUGCCAUGGAUGCUUCCUUUAUCAUCUCUGUGGCAGGUAUCACAGAGACAAUCGCACAGCUGGCUUCGGGCUGGGUGACAGACAGGAACCUGCUCCAUAAAUACCACUACCACAAGGCCUACCUUAUCCUCUGUGGCCUAGUCAAUCUUCUCUCCCCACUGGCAACCUCCUACAUCCUGCUGAUGGUGUACGCAAUCUUCUUCGCCAUCUUCUGUGGUGGAUACAUGGCUUUGCUGCUGCCUGUUCUAGUAGAUCUUGUUGGGUCGGACAAACUCAACAACUCCAUGGGCUUCUCCAUGUUCUUUGUUGGCCUUGGUUGCCUCACAGGACCUCCUUUGGCAGGCUUCCUGUACGACUACACUCAGACUUACGACUGUUCUUUCUACCUGGCUGGGCUUUGCUAUCUGCUCUCCUCCGUCUCCCUGUUCCUGGAGCCUCUUGCUCAGCGCUGGAAGGCCAGAAACAAAGUGACCCGGACCACAACAGUGGAAAGCAGCUGUAAGACCAACGGCUGCUUCACCCCCGACCCCCUGCAGAACGGCGUUGUGUAGGAAUGAAUCCAGGGAAGGCCUGCAAUCUUGAACCAGCAUGCUCAUAACUUGCCGUGGGCUCGCAUACCUUGGACUUUGGUCUCCAGCUUAAAGUCGGGACCCAAGGGACCCUUAUUUCAGCAGCAGUGUAACGGGCCGAGAAGACCACAUGCACCACACACCAUGUCUGAGAACAUGCAAUAGUCAGGAUGAUGAACUUUCUAAAGAGCCAAAAUGUGUUUUUUGCUAAAAUAUUUUACCCCUUAUUCAUGUUCUUAUAAGAGGCAUAUGCAUCCAAACUAAAGAUAAUCCCAUAUAUAUAUAUAUAUAUAUAUUCUCCAGCACAACUCAUUAGUUACUUUGCAACAAUAACUUUUCUAAACACAACACAUCUUUUCAAAUACAAAAUAAAACAAAAAACGUUUUUCACUUUGCAGUAUCUUUGCAUUGCAUUGUAUAUUGCUGGAAACUAAGCUAUGCUUGAAAUCAUGUUAUCCACAAUCCUCCUCUAUUGUCUGUGAUGGCAUCCAUGAACAAAUACUCAUUUAUUUUCUACAAACCUUCACUCACUGGCACGCACUUUUCAAUAUGCUUCAAUAAAUGUCCUUCUUCUCACUGCCAGACGGUUAUAGGUGGAGUCGGCAAUUCUGGAAAAAGGUGGUUGAUAUUUGAAGUCAACAAAAAACAACCCCUCCUUCCCCCGCCUUUCACACACUGUAUUACCCCAUGUUGCUGAUUAGCAGUGUUCUAUGGCCAUUAAUCUUUCUCAUUUACAGAGCCAGGGCUGUUUAUGUUUUUUUCAUUAAACAUGACUGACAGCUAGUCUGCCUUGAGCAUUAAUUUACCAAAUUUGAAAAAGAGUGUAUUGUACGAGAAUCUCUGAAUGCAUCUUUAAGAUAUUUGGCAUUCAUUUAAUUGCAGCCUACUUUUUGGACACAAAAUGUAACCUGCUCUUUAAAGCCAAAAAGGAGCAACUGCUUUAGUCAUUUAAUCUCUUGCACCAACAAGUGUGUUGUGAGCACAGGGGUAUGGCAUGUGCUACUAUUUAGAGGUAUAAUCAUAUUCUUGUAUUUAUGUCUUUAUUAUUCAUAUUAUAGACGCUUCUCUCGUCCUUUAAUUAUUGCAGCAUGUUGGACAAACUAUUCAAACUUCAAAAUCUUUUACUUUCAUCUCUUACUGUUCAACGGACACCUGAAGGUAACUCAUUUGUAAUUAAAACUGACAUAAUUCGUAUCAAUGCUCACAUACUAUCCACAUAGUGAACAUGUAGCAUUUUACAGGUGACACUUCAACUUUCCUUUUCCACACGACAGUUCAGCUGCUUCGCUUUCACUUCAGCUGCCUUCAUCUUUUACUCUUCAGCUGAUAGUGUAACCACAUUAAUCAGUUGAAUAAAAAUUGCUGCCAACAGGGAACAAAAUGGGAAAUUUUAAUUGCUUUCAGUCCCAACAGUGAUUUCAGCUUCCUAUCUAAAACGUACACUGAUGUCCCCUCUGCUCCUUCGAAUGCUUACACUUGAGAUGACAGUUCAACCCUUUCGAUCACUUUUUAAUCCAUCUACAGUUUGUACUUUUUUAUUAUCUCAAACUCAGUAGUAACAUUUUUAAAUAAUUAGAAAUACUACAAACCAGCCUUUGCCUCUUUCUCUUUGUGGGACAAUAAUGAUUUAUUUGAAUGGUUUUUCGAAUCCAUUGACACUUCACAUCAUGCUUUACCUCCAUAUAACGAAACGGUCACGUCUAGCUCAUCUUUUGUGAGCGGUUCUAUGCAAGUGCACACAGAGUUCUUUCAUUGACAGCUCACUCGCACAUCAUCUGAACGUAGCACAUACACUGUUAGGAGAGAUGUGUUUGCCUGAGAUUUAGGAAUGCUUCCUACAUAUGUUGAUCACAGUUGUAUUGCUGUGUAGCAGGGUCUUCUGUGUCAUUGUUUUUGUCUGUAAAUCACUGAAAAACUAUGUUAUAAAGGCAUUUCUCACAUAUUGCCCAUAUAAACUGGACUGGUUUUAAACUGUUGCCCAGCCUUAACAGUGCCUGCAGGCAGCCAAUGAAUGGAAAUGCAAUGUAUAAUUAUAUUUUGUUUAUAUAUGGUAGUUUGAUCUUUUUUUAUGAAGGGUUAUCUGUGUUUUCUGAUGAAUUCUUUGUUUUGUACCACUGUUUGCCUUACAAGGUACAGUAUUGUAUCUUUACUAACCUUCCUGUGAUGUCAGCCAAAGACACAUUAGAGACCUACCUACAACUUGAAAUGUAGUACAAGUACAAUUAGAUUGUACUUUUUUAUGAGUAUAGACCACCAUGACCAUCUUAGUUCAUUACUUUGAAGUCUUAACUGAGGGCCCAGCAGGCAGUGAUAGAGAUGGGUUUUGUAAUGCUGCCCUCUCGUGGCGGAGGAAAACCUCUACUCAAAGAAUGCUGCCUCAAUUAGUACCACAUUAUUCCCCCUCAUCUCACUUUCACAAUACUGAGCAAGGCUCUUUGUAUUGUUUCAAUAACGACAGUCAUGCACAAAAGCUGUUUUGGCUCACGAGUUGCAUUCACCAUCUGUACGCAUGUGUGAACGAGGGCCCCUGAAGUAAAUAUUUUAUGCAAUGUUUUAGAACAAUUUAAAAUUAGAUAUCGGUUUGGAACUAUAGGAAUGCAGUAUACUUGCUUCUGUGUAUUUUAAGAGUUAAUGUCUUGGUCCCCUUUGGUGUUGUCUGAAACUUGAUGGAGUUAUCUUUGUUUUUGUUGCAGCAAAUGCAUUUAUGGGAAAUUAUUGUUUUGUCACUACUCUGGCUCCUGGGUUGGUGAACUGAUAUUUUAGAACAUAUGUUUAAUCAAUCAUAGAUAUCCUGUUCCAAGUCCUUAGAGUCCAUUUUGUAACAGAGCGCAAUAAACUGAUAUGUUACUCAA